This is a messenger RNA of Micromonas pusilla CCMP1545, 2624 nucleotides long. RefSeq lists its product as uncharacterized. Gene Ontology annotation, molecular function: ubiquitin protein ligase binding. The transcript has 4 exons. Gene Ontology annotation, cellular component: cullin-RING ubiquitin ligase complex. The record is from RefSeq and is a predicted model, not a curated record. Lineage: Eukaryota; Viridiplantae; Chlorophyta; Mamiellophyceae; Mamiellales; Mamiellaceae. Gene Ontology annotation, biological process: ubiquitin-dependent protein catabolic process; protein ubiquitination. The coding region runs from base 198 to 2468 and encodes 756 amino acids.
CGCGGGCGCGAGCGACGCCACGAGCGACCGAUCGCACGUCGCCUACGCGUUCAUACCCCGCACGCGCGCGAAGCACGCUCCGCGUCGCGUCGUCGAGGACGCGCGCGCGCGGUAACGCGGAGGCGGACGCGCGGCGCGCGCGCGCGUGUUUUCGAAGUCGCCCAGAUCUCGCAGGUGCCAAGUAGGGCGCGAGGAGGAUGAUCAACGACCGCAAGGUCAUCUCCCUGGACGAGGGAUGGGAGUUCAUGCAGAACGGCAUCGUGAAGCUCCGGAACAUCUUAGAGGGGGAGAAGAACGAGGAGAACUUCAAUCCGGAGGAGUACAUCAACCUGUACACUACGAUCUACAACAUGUGCACGCAGAAACCGCCGCACGAUUACUCCCAACAGCUGUACGAGCGAUACCGCGAGGCGUUCAACGAGUACAUCACCACGAAAGUCCUCCCCGCGCUGCGCGAAAAACAAGGCGAGUACAUGCUGAAAGAGCUCGUGAAGCGGUGGGACAACCACAAGAUCAUGGUCCGGUGGCUCUCGCGCUUCUUCAACUACCUCGACCGGUAUUACAUCCAACGCCACAACCUCGCGCAGCUGAAAGACGUCGGCAUGCUGUGCUUCCGCGACCUCGUCUUCGCGGAGAUCAAGCGCACGGUCAAGGACGCGGUGCUGCAGCUGGUGGAGAAAGAGCGCGACGGCGAACAGGUGGAUCGCGCGCUGAUGAAGAACAUCUUGGGCAUUUUCGUGGAGAUGGGCAUGGGCGGGAUGGACGCGUACGAGAACGACUUCGAGUGCCACUUACUCACGAACACCGCGGCGUUCUACGCCAAGAAGGCGACGAUCUGGAUCGAAGAAGACUCGUGCCCGGACUACCUCGUGAAAGCGGAGGAGUGCCUGCGCAGAGAGAAAGAGCGCGUCGGGCACUACCUGCACGCGAGCUCCGAGACGAAGAUUCUGAAGGAGUGCGAGAAGGAGGUUCUCGCGCAGUACGAGACGCAGCUGCUCGAGAAGGAGCACUCCGGCGCGGCGGUCUUGCUCCGCGACGACAAGACCGAGGACUUGGGCCGAAUGUACCGGCUCUUCAAGCGCAUCCCCGCGGGGUUGCCCCCCGUCGCGGACAUCUUCAAAAAGUACGUCGAGCGCGAGGGAGUGACGCUAGUCAAGGCGGCGGAGGAGGCGGCGACGCAAAAGAAGGAGGCGAAAGCCGCGGGGGGCGCGGGGAAGGACGCGUCGAACGCCGCGAGCGCGUCCACGGAGCAGAUGUUCGUGAGGAACGUCAUCGAGCUCCACGACAAGUACCUCGCGUACGUGGGCGACUGCUUCAGCAACGACUCGCUGUUCCACAGGGCGCUGAAGGAGGCGUUCGAGGUGUUUUGCAACAAGGGCGUCGCCGGGAGCACGUCCGCGGAGCUGCUCGCGACGUUUUGCGAUAACCUGCUCAAGAAGGGCAGCAGCGAGAAGCUCAGCGACGACGCCGUGGAGGAGACGCUCGAGAAGGUCGUGCGGCUGCUGGCGUACAUCAGCGACAAGGACCUCUUCGCGGAGUUUUACCGCAAGAAGCUGUCGCGGCGGCUGCUCUUCGACAAGAGCGCCAACGACGACCACGAGCGGUCGAUCCUCACGAAGCUCAAGCAGCAGUGCGGCGCGCAGUUCACGUCGAAGAUGGAGGGCAUGGUCACGGACUUGCAGCUCGCGCGGGAUAACCACCGCCCCGCGUUCGAGAAGUGGAUGUCCGAGGACGAGGACAAGCGCAGGCCCAAGGUUGACUUCCAAGUCACCGUGCUCACCACCGGGUUUUGGCCGACGUACAAGUUCAUGGAGCUCGCGCUCCCGAAGGAGAUGGUCGAGUGCGUGGAGACGUUCAAGGACUUCUACGAGGCGCACUUCGUGCACAGGAAGCUGACGUGGAUCUACGCGCUGGGGAUGUGCCACGUCAAGGCGGCGUUCACCGCGAAGCCGAUCGAGCUCCAGAUCUCGACGUUUCAAGCCGCGUGUCUGCUCCUCUUCAACGAGACGGACUCGCUGACGUUCGAGGAGGUCAAAGAGCGUCUGAACCUCCCGAACGAGGACGUGAUUCGCUCGCUGCACUCGCUGUCGUGCGCCAAGUACAAGAUCCUCACGAAAAUCCCGGAGGGGAAGACGAUCGACGCGGGCGACGUCUUCAGCUUCAACGCCAAGUUCACGGAUCGCCUUCGACGCAUCAAGGUGCCGCUGCCCCCCGUGGACGAGAAGAAGAAGACCGUGGAGGACGUGGACAAGGACCGGCGGUACGCGAUCGACGCCGCGAUCGUGCGGACGAUGAAAUCGCGGAAGGUGCUCCCGCAUCAGCAGCUCGUGCUCGAGGUGGUGCAGCAGCUCAACCGGAUGUUCAAGCCAGAUUUUAAGAUGAUCAAAAAACGCAUCGAGGACCUCAUCGCGCGGGACUACCUCGAGAGAGACAAGGACGACGCCAACGUGUUCAAGUACCUCGCGUGAUGGACGCGAGCGAGUGAGGUCGCGCGGGUGUCCGCGCGGGGGGUGGACGGCGCGGAGGAUGUAGGGAGAAGAAGAGAACAGACGUGACGUGUACGACGAUAGAACGGCGCAGACGACGGACGGACGGACGACGCGUGUAAUGCAAUUCGAAGCGAU